GCGCCUCAGCGCGGAGGUCAGGCAGAGCGGACGGUCUCCCCCGGCAGCUGCAGGACCCUUGGUGCGGCACAUCUGGAGGUUACGUUCGGAAACUCCGCAGAGACGCUGCUGAAGCUCACAGGAACCGUCACAUGCGCAAACCGAGCAGUUUGGAGCAUGUCCCUAUGAAGGAGCGCUGAUUUAAAGAGAAAUCAGGUCAAAUUUCAACAUGUCCACCUCCCUAAGAGACGGUGGAGCCUCCACUAACUCAGUAGAAGCCAAAAAAUCCGACGUGAGGCUGAACGAGAAGAAAUGCUCGUGGGCUUCCUACAUGACAAACUCUCCAACGGUGAUCGUAAUGAUCGGCCUGCCUGCAAGAGGAAAAACCUACAUGUCCAAGAAACUCACACGGUACCUGAACUGGAUCGGAGUCCCAACCAAAGUCUUUAACUUAGGCGUGUACCGCAGAGAGGCAGUCAGAGCUUACAAGUCCUACGAUUUCUUUCGCCACGACAACGAAGAAGCCAUGAAAAUAAGAAAGCAGUGUGCUCUGGUGGCUCUGCAGGAUGUGAAGGAGUACCUGAUGGAGGAGGGGGGUCAAAUUGCAGUUUUUGAUGCAACAAACACAACGAGAGAACGACGGGAUCUAAUCCAGGAUUUUGUGAAGGAGAACGCCUUCAAGGUGUUCUUUGUCGAGUCGGUGUGUGACGAUCCAGAUGUCAUCGCUGCAAAUAUUCUGGAAGUAAAAGUUUCCAGUCCGGACUAUCCUGAAAACCACAGAGAGAGAGUGAUGGAGGACUUCCUGAAACGCAUUGAGUGCUACAAGGUCACUUAUCAGCUGUUAGACCCUGAUGACUAUGACAAGGACCUCUCCUUUAUCAAGGUGAUCAACGUGGGACAGCGUUUUCUGGUGAACCGGGUGCAGGACUACAUUCAGAGCAAAAUAGUUUACUACCUCAUGAACAUACAGGUGCACUCCCACUCCAUCUACCUGUGUCGACAUGGGGAGAGCAACCACAAUGUCCAGGGACGCAUCGGAGGAGACUCUGAACUUUCUCCUCGGGGGAAACAGUUCGCCCAUGCUCUGCGGGACUUUAUCGACAAGCAUAGGCUGUCAGACCUGAAGGUGUGGACGAGUCAGCUGAGGAGGACCAUCCAGACGGCCGAAGAGCUCGGAGUGCCAUAUGAGCAGUGGAAAAUCCUCAACGAGAUUGAUGCUGGUGUAUGUGAGGAGAUGACCUAUCAAAUGAUCCAGGAGACAUUCCCAGAAGAGUUUUCUAUGAGGGACCAGGACAAAUACCAUUAUCGUUACCCAGGAGGAGAGUCCUACCAGGAUCUGGUACAGCGUUUGGAGCCAGUUAUCAUGGAGCUGGAGAGGCAGGGCAAUGUGUUGGUUAUCUGCCACCAGGCUGUCAUGCGCUGUCUCUUGGCUUACUUCCUGGACAAGGGCGCAGAAGAUCUUCCAUACAUGAAAUGCCCCCUGCACACGGUGCUCAAACUCACUCCUGUUGCGUACGGUUGUAAAGUGGAGAUGUUUUCUCUGAAUGUGGAGGCCGUAAACACUCAUCGAGACCGACCGCUUGGUAACAUUCCAAGGGGCUCGGCUCUCAUACAUCGCCGGAAUAGUUACACUCCCUUGUCCAGUCAUGACCAGGUGAAGCGGCCCAGGCUCUACAGCGUGGGUAACCAGCCAUGGCUACCGCUCGCCCCCACGCCAUCGGCUCUGAUGCCAGAGGGACCGCAAAGCCAAACUCGGACAAGUAGCAGUUGUCUGAGUUCCUGUGUGAAGGAAUCAACUUUGACAACGCCGAAGAAACUAGUGGUUGUGUCCGCUUCUGAGUGAAGGUUGGAUCCCUUGUUUUUCCACCUUUCUUCAUGUCACAGAUUGUAAAGGUUCUUGAGUCUUUCAUAAG
Molecule: messenger RNA, 1892 nt
Organism: Nematolebias whitei (Rio pearlfish)
Lineage: Eukaryota; Metazoa; Chordata; Actinopteri; Cyprinodontiformes; Rivulidae
Gene: pfkfb2b
Product: 6-phosphofructo-2-kinase/fructose-2,6-biphosphatase 2b
Exons: 17
Coding region: 209-1822 (537 amino acids)
Biological process (GO): fructose 2,6-bisphosphate metabolic process; fructose metabolic process
Cellular component (GO): cytosol
Molecular function (GO): fructose-2,6-bisphosphate 2-phosphatase activity; ATP binding; 6-phosphofructo-2-kinase activity
Source: RefSeq, a predicted model, not a curated record